GGAAGACACGUUUAGUGACUCGCUGAGAGCCUCUCCUGUCCUGGGUCUACAGCAACCUUCUCUUACCCUCGGUCUCAUUCAGUCUUUAUUUUGACUGCAGAGCUCACAGGUUCAAGCUCUCUUCUCCUCCAUAACUGUUGAGGAAUGCAGUCACUACGUAUGCUCAACGAGGUUUGAAUUUCAGCUGAUAUUACAAGCCAGGGGACAAAAUUUUACCUGGAGACAACAGAAGAAGUCUUCGUCAUGUUUUGUUUUCGCGCGAUUUUGGUACUUUCUGCCUGUGUUGUGUACGGGCAGAAGAAAGAGAAGACAAACGUGUUCACCAUCAAGCCAGUGUCGUCUAUCUAUCUUCCUCAUUAUGUUGCCGGGAAGAAAUCCUGGGGGAUCAAUAAAGAUGCAGCCGUCAAAACAGCUUACGAUAUGGAUACUAAACUGGCAUACAGUGCUGGUAAACAAUGGAUCCACGUUGUCGACUUUGCGGAUAUGUUCUUUCCCAAGAUCCUGGACAAGUUCGAUUCACCACGCCCUGUCACGGAUAUCGCCGAGUGCGGGCGCUAUGUAGCAUGGGCUGUGGAAGGUCAGGAGAUUACAGACAGUGGAUCGGUAGUUCUCUAUGAUAAGUUCUCACGGGUCGAUCGGAAGUGGAACAGAAAUUGUGAAUUUAUAGUUGGAUCCAGGCCAAAGAGCAUCAGAUUCACGAAGGAUUGUUCCACCAUCGUUGUUGCUAACGAAGGAGUUGCUGAUGUAGCCGGUACAGGAAGUGCUUCACAAUGGGUUAAUCCCGAAGGUACAGUCAGCAUCAUUAGGUUGUAUGGCAGAAUGCAUCAAAGACAAGGCCAAGGACAAGGAGGAGGAGGAAAUGGCGGAAACAACUGGGGGAACCAAGGAACAAACCAGAAUAAUUGGGGUAACGCAGGCGGGAGAGGACAAUGGGGAAACAAUGGUCAAGGUGGACCACCCAAUGGAGGACCAAACAACGGUCAACCUGAUUGGAAUAACAGAGGAGGCAAUGGAUGGAAUAAUAAUGGACAGAAUCAGGGACCCAAUCAGGGACCCAAUGGGGGUGGCCCGAAUGGGGGAGGAAGAGGCUGGAAUAACCAGGGUCCAAACCAAGGGGGAAAUGGUCCCAAUCAAGGACCAAACACAGGUGGACAGGGAUGGAACAACCAAGGCCCAAACCAAGGCCCAAACCAGGGCCCAAACCAGGGCCCAAACCAAGGACCAAACCAAGGACCGAAUAGAGGAGGAACUGGAUGGAACAACCAAGGCCCAAACCAAGGAGGUAGGGUACCAAACCAAGGGCCAAACGGAGGUGGAGGUAAUGGCUGGAACAACCAGGGACCAAAUCAAGGAGGACGGGGUCCCAAUCAAGGACCAAACACAGGAGGACAGGGAUGGAACAAUCAAGGCCCAAACCAAGGCCCCAACCAAGGCCCUAACCAAGGACCAAAUAGAGGAGGAACUGGAUGGAACAACCAAGGCCCAAACCAAGGAGGUAGGGUACCAAACCAAGGGCCGAACGGAGGUGGAGGUAAUGGCUGGAACAACCAAGGUCCAAAUCAAGGAGGUAGAGUACCCAAUCAGGGUCCAAAUCAAGGAGGUAGAGUACCCACUCAAGGUCCAAAUAGAGGAGGAACUGGGUGGAACAACCAAGGAAACAACCAGGGACCAAACCAAGGCCCAAACCAAGGCCCAAACCAAGGACCAAAUAGAGGAGGAACUGGAUGGAACAACCAAGGCCCAAACCAAGGAGGUAGAGUACCCAAUCAGGGUCCUAAUCAAGGCGGUAGAGUACCCAAUCAGGGUCCAAAUCAAGGCGGUAGGGUACCCACUCAAGGUCCAAAUAGAGGAGGAACUGGGUGGAACAACCAAGGAAACAAUCAGGGACCAAACCAAGGCCCAAACCAAGGGCCAAACCAAGGACCAAAUAGAGGAGGAACUGGAUGGAACAACCAAGGCCCAAACCAAGGAGGUAGAGUACCCACUCAAGGUCCAAAUAGAGGAGGAACUGGGUGGAACAACCAAGGAAACAACCAGGGACCAAACCAAGGCCCAAACCAAGGCCCAAAUAGAGGAGGAACUGGAUGGAACAACCAGGGACCUCAAGGAGGAGGUGCCAGAGGAAAUCCACAGAUUCCUAAUCAUGGAGGGCCCAAUCAAGGACCAAACGCAGGGGGAACCGGGUGGAACAGAGGGCAGACCAAUACACCUAAUGCUAGAGGAAGAGCUCCACCAAACAACCCCCCUAAUAAUCCUGGACAGGGCCCGUGGCAGAUCCAACAUGUGCUUGGCCACCUUAUCCGACAGAAACGACAAUAUCCUCCACCACCACAAACACCAAACUGGCAGCCACAAACACCGCAGUGGCAACCACAGACACCGCAGUGGCAACCACAGACACCAAGAUGGCAACCACCUCAAAGACCAACCUUUCCCCAGACCCCAGCCAGAGGUCCAGGCGGCGGAGGUCGCGGUAUGAACCCUCCCAACAGUGGACCAGGAUUCAAUCCAGGACAAGGUCAGGGACAGACACAAUGGCAAAGACCAGGACAAAGACCUGGACAGAGACCUGGACAGAGGCCAGGCCAGUUUCCCCAGGUCCCUGGGCGAGGGAAUACACGAGAUCAGAAUCCGCAAGGGCAGAACCCAAAUGGACAGAGCCCUCAAGGAGGAGUGACAACAAGCAGAGGUACCUGUUCUGGUGGUGGAAACUUUAACCCAACCGUUACAACAUUGGAUUUCACCAAAUUUAACGCAAGGGCUGAUUGGUUCAAGUCUCAGCUAGUUCGACAGCCAUACACUGGUCAGAUGGGUGACAAGCAACUGAAUACAUUCUCACAAGGUCUUGAACCUGAGUACGUGACAUUUGACUCCAUGGAAACCACUGCAUAUGUUAGUCUUCAGGAAAAUAACGCCAUUGCGAGUGUUGAUCUGUUUGCCAAUGAAAUCACAGGCAUCCAUCCUCUUGGCGCCAAGCAAUGGAAAAGAUAUGAUCUGGAUCCUAGUCCUGGCAAUGCUCGAGGUUUCCAGAAGUAUGACAUCGAAAGCUUCCGUCAGCCCGAUGCGAUUGAGUCGUACACGGCAUCCAAUGGAGAGACUUAUAUCGUGACAGCAAACGAGGGCAAGCAGCUUGAAUACACAUGUAAUCUCAACGCCUGUCCACCGGGUGGUGGAGAGUUCGUCGAGUUCGAAAAGGGAGACGAGUUCCCAGAAGAUUACUGGUUAACUGCAAAGCUACUUGAAAGGGUUAGCAAUGCUGAAAUGUUAGACGCGUUCAGGUUAGGCAAUCUUGAGUUCAGUCGUAUUGAUGGACGCAGUACUGAACAACCCCUGAAGCACGAUGACGUGUAUUUCUACGGAGGACGUGGUAUCUCGGCCUACCGCGUAGACAGACAGACCGGCAACCUGACCCUGGCUUGGGACAGUGGUGACAUUAUCGAGAAGGCUACAGCUAAGUACCUUCCUAAAAUGCACAAUGGUAACAACAGGGUAGGAGAUCCUAGUCUUACCAUGGCUAGCACAUUCGACUCACAGUCAGACAAAAUGGGUCCUGAAUGUGAAUCCAUUGAAAUUGGCGACGUCCAGGGCACAAAACUCAUCUUCGUUGGUAUUGACAGGAUCAGUGCUAUCGCCCUCUUCAGCGUCCCACCAGAUGGAAAUCUACCGAUAUUCGAGUCAAUUCACAGAGAUGGCCAUAUUGAUAAAUCUUUCUCGGAGCUUUACAGGACAAAGGAAUUCGGAGAUUCUGAUCCAGAGUCUAUAACAUUUAUUCCUCCCGAAAAAUCGGCUGACAAGAGGCCCAAACUGAUGGUAACAGGACGGGUCAGCGGAACUAUCACCAUCUAUCAAAUCAGGGAUGAACCUAUCUGGAUGUUACUCAAGGAUGGCCGCAGUAGAGAUGUUCGUCUGUUGGGCUCCUUGCACGUUGUUCUUCUAUCUACCUUCCUAGCGAUUGUAGCUGGUUAUAGAAGACUAAAUUGAGACUAGGUGUGGAAGAGACCAUGUCUCAAAACGAUCAACCUACUAUAUGAUUACUGUAAGGAAAAAAUAUCUAUCGGUUUGGUGCAGAGCAUUCAAGAAGGACUGAGCCAUCAAUGUUCAGAAGAUGUUUCUCUUCGUAUCAUCAGACACAAAACAGCGAUGUCAUGGAUAUGGACAAGGGAGUCUACAAGGCGUUAUACUCGCCAAUGAUCGGCCCGCUUGUGUUGUUAGGAUGUCAUAAUGAUAUGAAGAGAAAACAUUUUAAAAUGGCGCCAUCACCGCUGCAUCAUGGAUUAAACUUUACACCAUCAGACAGUGGACAGUAGACAGUAGUGUGCAGGCACAGACCCAUGCCAGUCGCCAUGCAAAACAGGGGCUCCAAACCAAGAGACUAUGCAAAGACCGCAGUCGAUAGGCCCUGUACUGUAACUGCUCAUGACUUGUUUCAGUGACAGGACCAGAGACUUAUUUCAACUCUGUUUGAAUGUCGAAUGAGAGCCUGUGCCUGCACACUAAGUAAAUAGAGGCCUGGGUAGCGUUUCACAAGACCAAGUUCAACUUCACCGUCAUCCCAUUGAAGCGCGUGUUAAAUUAAAUACACGCGUUCCAAUGGGCUGUCGGUGAGCUUGUACUUACAAUGUAUUACAGUUUUGUGAAACGCUGGUCAAACAAUGUAAAUCAUGCUAAAAAUUGGAGACGUCUCACGAUUGGAAAAAAGAAAGAUAAAAGUUCUUCUUGAUAAAAUAACUACUAGCAGACAACUGUACAUUGCUUGAUAUCACAACUAUUUUUGAAAAUUAUUCUAAACUAUUCUAGACAAGGACCGACGCCAGAUACUGUACAUAUUUUCUGUAAUAUAUAUAUUAGCCCAUUAAGCUUUCAAACUUUUACAGCAAUAGACUCUGAGAAUUAUAAGUCUCCGAGAAAUAGAGCAAUAUAUGGCUAUUUGUAUAUUAGCUUUGAAUGUAUGAAAUCAAUUAGAUCAUCUCGGAGAAUUUCAUCUAUAUCAUUCAUAUUUCUAGUUUUGAGUAUAAUGCCGAUAAUAUUUUGUCCAUGCAUGAAUACAUUUUCAUGAAUUGUGCAAUAUUAUUUAUACAUUUUAGAGCAGAAUUGUAUUACAUGAGAAUAUUUUAUGAACCUAGAUAUUUUCACUGCAGAGACUUUGCUAAAAAAUACUGAGAAAUUAUAUGCCGAUAUAUUCGGUUAAAAUGCAUUGAUAAGAAGGAAAUAUGUCUACACAAGUAUGUAUGCGUACAUUUUUCUCUUCACCUCUGUCUAUGUGCCUCUGUCUCUCUGUCUCUCUCUCUGUCUCUCUCUCUCUCUCUCUUUCUUUCUUUCUUCUCUCUCUCUCUCUCUCUCUCUCUCUCUCCCUAUGUCUCUUCCUCUGUCUCUCUGUUUAUUUCUUAGAUAUUACCAAUCGAUAUUGUUAACACGGUCAUCCUUUUCAAUGCAAAGUAUUUAUAUUUUUGUCAUCAGCACAAUACACAAUUGAUGUUGCCAUAAACUUCAUAAUAAAGAUAAUUAUGAAAACACGUA
This is a messenger RNA of Strongylocentrotus purpuratus (purple sea urchin), 5517 nucleotides long. Its product is annotated as mesenchyme-specific cell surface glycoprotein. The record is from RefSeq and is a predicted model, not a curated record. Lineage: Eukaryota; Metazoa; Echinodermata; Echinoidea; Camarodonta; Strongylocentrotidae. The transcript has 12 exons. The coding region runs from base 244 to 3981 and encodes 1245 amino acids.